AUGGCGCCGACUCCCCCAUGCACUCACACAGCACUGAGAGCCUCCCCCCCUCGUUUCCCACACUCAGAGGGAGACGACGCAGGCAGCAGGGCCAGCUCUCCUUCCCCUACCAGAGAGCGAUCAGGACAUAAAGAACUCCAACAGAAAAUCGAUCGCAUGUUACAGAGGGCUUUACAUAGCACUUCUAAGCAGAUUACUGAAAAACUGACAAAGGAGAUUUGUGACCUUGGUCACAGAAUAGCCGAGCUUGAAUCCAAGAUGGACAAUGCUGUUGUAACAUUGAACACACAUGAUGGUGAGUUAGACAUCAUCAAAGAUGAAAACCUACAACUUAUGUCUAAACUGGAGAAUCUGGAAAAUCGGUCCUGCCGCUCGGAUCUACGGAUUCGCGUUUUUUCUGAAUCAGUGACUGAUCUCCAGGCUUUCACUAUGGCCCUGCUCCAAGAAUUAGCCAGCGAAGCCCGCGUGGUACAGCUCCAUCUGAGAGCCCUAGAGCGCCCCUACCUCCACGCUCACCACAACAGCAAUGGAAGCGCCACACCUCAGGAGUCUCAGACUCGGACUCUGAUGGCUGACAGCACCAGCAGGAUGGUUCCGGUAUCUCGGUGCUCAGAUCCCUGUUUACCUGGAAGCAGAAAGAAGUUUGGAUCAUCAAUUCAUGAAUGUUGCUAUGACUGUAUCCCAUGUCCAGAAGGAGAAAUAUCCAACAUUCCUGACAGUGAAAACUGCAUGAAAUGUUCUGAUGAAGAAUGGCCAAAUGAGAAGAAGGAUCGGUGUGUUCCAAAAUUGAUGGAAUUUCUCUCCUACACUGAUGAUACAAUUGUUGCAGUAUUUUCAGCUGUCUCCAUCCUCUGUUGCCUUCUGACUGGUGUAAUAUUGGGGAUGUUUAUACAUUACCAGGACACACCCAUUGUUAAAGCUAAUAACCGGAACCUGAGCUAUCUUCUCCUGGUCUCCAUCAUGCUGAGCUUCCUCUGUGUCUUCUUGUUCCUCGGCCAUCCAGUAGAUGUAACCUGCAUGCUGCGUGUAACCUCUUUUGGUGUCAUCUUCUCAGUUGCCGUCUCUUCUCUUCUUGCCAAAAGUAUCAUGGUGUGUAUUGCUUUUAAAGCCACCAAACCUGGGAGUUCCUGGAGGAAAUGGAUGGGAAUCAAAUUGCCGAAUUCUAUCAUGUCUGUGUUAUCAAUGGUGCAAGUUAUAAUCUGUGUCACUUGGUUGUCUAUUUCUCCUCCCUUCCAGGAUCGAGACACUCACUCUUAUCAGGGAAAGAUCAUCAUUCAGUGUAAUGAGGGUUCAGUUAUCGGCUUCUACUCUGUCCUGGGAUAUAUGGGACUUCUGGCAGCUGUGAGCUUCAUUAUAGCUUUUUUAGCCAGGACAUUACCGGACAGUUUUAAUGAGGCCAAGUACAUCACCUUCAGCAUGCUGGUGUUCUGCAGUGUCUGGAUUGCCAUGAUCCCGGCCUAUCUGAGCACCAGAGGGAAAUACAUGGUGGCUGUGGAGAUUUUUGCUAUAAUGGCCUCAAGUACUGGACUUCUUGGCUGUAUAUUUUUCCCAAAAUGUUACAUCAUUCUGUUCAGACGUGAGCUGAAUACAAAAUCUGGUUUGCUUGAAAACAGAGGAUAA
Nanorana parkeri is the source of this 1620-nucleotide messenger RNA. Its product is annotated as vomeronasal type-2 receptor 26-like. NCBI's taxonomy places the organism in Eukaryota, Metazoa, Chordata, Amphibia, Anura, Dicroglossidae. Gene Ontology annotation, biological process: G protein-coupled receptor signaling pathway. Gene Ontology annotation, cellular component: membrane. The record is from RefSeq and is a predicted model, not a curated record. Bases 1 to 1620 code for a protein of 539 amino acids. Gene Ontology annotation, molecular function: G protein-coupled receptor activity. The transcript has 4 exons.